Messenger RNA from Alternaria atra, 960 nucleotides. RefSeq lists its product as uncharacterized. Bases 1 to 960 code for a protein of 319 amino acids. The record is from RefSeq and is a predicted model, not a curated record. Gene Ontology annotation, biological process: response to heat; protein complex oligomerization; response to salt stress. NCBI's taxonomy places the organism in Eukaryota, Fungi, Ascomycota, Dothideomycetes, Pleosporales, Pleosporaceae. The transcript has a single exon.
AUGGCGUUCGUCCUUACUCCACGCUUCGCACCCGCCUACCAGGCACCACAGUGCAACCCCUUCGGCUACUGUGCCCCAGUAUCACGACCAUCGCACGGCUACCGCGUCUCUCGCCCUCAACCUCGCCGCCCACAGUACUCGCCGUACAACAACUUCUUCAGUCAGGUCGAUGAGCUCCUGAGCGAGAUCGACCGUGAAUCACAGCGCCAGGCACAGAUUGAGGCGCAUCGCGAGGCACUGCGCGAAGCCUACCGCCAGCGACAGCUUCAACGAAAGCGCGCACUUCGUGCCGAGUUCCAGGUCAACCAGGUUGAGCAGGGGUGGCAGGUAGAUGGCGACUUUCAGGGUUUCAACCAAGACAACAUCAACAUCGAGGUCAUCGAUGAACAGACGCUGAAGAUUGCUGGCAACACUCACUGGCAGUCGGAGAAGUCGCAGCUUCAGUCACAACAGCCUCAGAUCGAAGCUGAGCCUACACCCACCCCCAACGAUGAGCAGUCUACUGCCACGCCCUCGGAGCCAGAAGUCGAGUCUACCACUGAGGCUGACACUACCACAACCGGCGCCGCUACACCAGACAACGACAGCGACACCUCGUCGCACAAGUCAUACCAACCUACUGUUGAGGACGACUUCGAAGACCUUGCCGCUGACUUCCCAUCGUCUCGGCCAUCAUCUCCUACUGAGCCUCGCGAGCCCAAGGGCAAGGAGAAGGCAGUUGAAGAGCCAGCCUCCACUGAGACCGCUGUAGUAACCCAGCCACAGCCUGAGGUACCAGUCCAGCAGCCACAAGAGCAGCCUCAGCAACAAGAACGUGUUCACGGAUCAUUCGAGCGCACCUUCAAGUUCCCUGAACGCAUCGACGCUUCCAAUGUAAGCGCCAGCUUCAAGGACGGUGUCCUCAAGGUUACUGUUCCCAGGGCACAAGCUCCACAAGUCAGGAGGAUCGCUAUCCUAUAG